This is a messenger RNA of Naegleria gruberi, 1065 nucleotides long. RefSeq lists its product as uncharacterized. Lineage: Eukaryota; Heterolobosea; Eutetramitea; Acrasida; Naegleriidae. The transcript has 2 exons. The coding region runs from base 1 to 1065 and encodes 354 amino acids. The record is from RefSeq and is a predicted model, not a curated record. Gene Ontology annotation, cellular component: lysosome. Gene Ontology annotation, molecular function: cysteine-type endopeptidase activity.
AUGGCUCAACAAUAUAGAACUGUUUCCUCUGUCAAUUUUUCACUUGGUGUACUCGUGCUUGCUCUCUGUUUGGGAUACUUGCUUUUCACCGCAGCUCAUGUUGAAGCUGCCAAGAAGAAACCAGCAAGACCACCUCAUCAUGGUCAACACAAUUCUACUCAUCCACCAACUCCAGCUCCUCGUCCAGUCAAUGAAACCUCUGCUAGUACUCCAGUAAAUGAUAAGGAAUUGAUUGACAAGAUCAAUGCCAAUGAAACUCUCGGUUGGAAGGCUACUGAAUAUCCACGUUUUGCAAACUUGUCCAUUUCAGAAGCAAGAGACUCACUCUUUGGUUUGUCCUUGCUCAGUACUGAUCCUGACACUCCAAGAUUGGACAUUGAACCACGUGUUGACUUGCCAAUGAAUUUUGAUGCUAGAACUCAAUGGAGAGGAUGCAUUCCAGCUGUUAGAGAUCAACAAACAUGUGGCGCCUGUUGGGCUUUCUCUGCCACCUAUGUAUUGGCUCAUAGAUUGUGUAUUGCCACCAAUGGUAAAACUAAUGUUGUCCUAUCACCAGAAUAUCAAGUUCAAUGUGAUACUAUGAAUAAGGCCUGUCAAGGAGGAUAUUUGAAAUAUGCUUGGUCAUUUUUGGAAAGGACUGGAACUACUGUUGAUUCUUGCAUUCCAUAUGCUAGUGGAAGAGCAACUUUCUCAUCUGGUACUUGUCCAGCUAAAUGUAAAGUCUCUACUCAAUCCAUGACCAUGUACAAGGCUAAGAACUCUCGUUACAUUUCAGGUGUCAAUAAUAUUAAGGCAGCCAUAAUGAGUUAUGGAUCUGUGCAAAGUGGCUUCACUAUUUAUCGCGAUUUCAUGUCAUAUCGAUCUGGAGUUUACAAACAUGUCAGUACCACAACUUUGGGUGGACACGCUGUUGCAUUAAUUGGUUGGGGAGUUGAAAGUGGAACUAAUUAUUGGUUAGCUGUCAAUUCAUGGGGAUCCAAUUGGGGUAUGUCUGGUUAUUUCAAGAUUGCCCAAGGAGAAUGUGGAAUUGAGAAUCAAGUCUAUGCAGGAGAACCAGUUUACUAG